UUCAAAGGCACACCUCCACCCGGUGGCCUCCGGCAGACGCCAUGGUGUCGGUGCCGCCCACAGGCGGCCUUAGCGCGGAGGAUGACUUGGAUCGCACGCCUCUGGCGCGGCAGGUGCAGGGCCUCGACAGUGGUCGGACGGUCGAGGAUGCAGAUCGCGUUCCGGUGGAUGCCCCAGUACGAAGUGGCCAAGAGGAGGAAGAGGAGAUCUUUGAGAUCCGCGACUUCACCAAUGCGUCCAGCUUCGAGCGCUUGUCACACCAGAUCUCCUUGGCGAGCAAGCAUUGGGCGGCCGCCAGUCGCGCAGCCACCACUGGUGCCAGUGGCGCCAGUGAGGAGGUGCUGCAGAUGAAGGAUGGCUUUGAACUUGGGGGCUUCAGGUACGAACUCUUAUUCCAGCUGGUGCCCAUUGGAGAGACCAAAAAGGAGGAUCGACUGGGACUUCAUGCCUUUCCCACGCGUGCUCACCGAUUGCAACGCUGGUUUGGCGUGAGGCAUUUUCUCAUCCUCAGCAUUAACAACCACAACAUUGAUCUGGACAGCGCCCGAACGCUCCUCAGUGCAGCUGUUUUGGCCACUGCAGCCGUGCCCUUGAGACCGCGCUUGAGCUGUUUCGUGCCCGUGGAGGGUGGCCGCAAGCGGGUCUUGGGCGAAGCCCUCCAUGGGCGCCGCACCAUCUACUGUACCGAUUUGCACAGCUCGGUGCAGCCGUCGCUGGAACACUUGGCGGGUCUGUCGGACUUCUUCCGCCGCAAGGUGGAGGCCGAGGUGGGCGAUGACAAGGAGCCAUGCACCAUGAUGGUGGGAGUCCGAUUUACCUACUCUGCAGAUCACUUUGACACUUGGCAAGUCGACGGCGAAGAGGGUGAGGAUGCGAUUGAGUCCAUGAAGCUUCAUUGUUUGUGGCCAGCCUUCCCCCUGGGUGCCUUUGUGGAUGAUGCGAACUUCUCCGAGCUGGACCCCCGCUCCGCGCCCUACUGGAAGCUGCGCCUGCUGCGCCGCAGCGCCGGCGCCGCGGGCGGCGCCACGGCGCCGCGCACGGCGCGCCUGGAGGCGCUGCUGGGCUUCCGCCGCGAGGCAAAGCAGAUCCGCUCGGCGGAGCAGAGCAUGCACAGUCAGGUGCCGAAGACGGCCAUGGCCUCGUUGACGGCGGCGAUCCAGGAGUCCUUGGAGUCCAUCUUGCUGCCCACCGCAGGCGAAAUGCUCUCCAUGACCGAUCUCUGCAUGUCCCUCCCGGUGGUCCCACGGCGCGCCGAUCUGAGCGCCACGUGCGACCUGGGCAGUGCGGCGGGCGCGCGACGUGGAGGGCGCCUGGUGCAGAUGGCGGUCUUGAGCGCCAAGAUGCGGUGCUUCAAAGGAGCUGUCAUGCUGUGGUGCAGCAUGCUGGCGCGCAUGCGCCGGCAAUGGGAUGCUUUGGAAGCUCCCUCCGCGGACUCUGCUAUGGCCACCACUUCUCGGCUGGAUGCGUCCGCCAGGACAGAGCUCUUUGACAGUAGCAUGUGCCUGGCGCAGCAGAAGAUGGAGCUUCUCGAGCGGAGCAUCCGCGCGAAGACAUCGAGCGCUGCGCUGUCCGCUCCGUCGGCUCGCGCCGCGCAGGGCAGCUUCGUGAGCCGCAACGGCCGCAGGAACUGCGUGGUGCCUUCGCUGCUGUGCCCCGCGCUGCUCACCGAGGACUUACGGCUGCAGCGACAGAUGGCGGCCGCCGGCCUGGCCGAGCAGAGCGCCGAGCGCGCGGAGCUGAGCUUGGGCAAGGAGAUGCAGGCAGAUGUGGCCGCCUUCAAGGCAGAGAACAUGGAAGCGGACUUGGAGGAUUUCCUCCAGUGGCGCGAGGAGAUUGAAGGUUUGAGCAAUGGUGGCUUCCCGCGAGCAUGGCUUGAGAAGCUGUGGGAGCAAACAGAUCCUAAGUUGGCCUCAGAGCAACAGAAGAGGCUCUUCGAUCCCUUCCGCGACGCCGAAAUGGCGCUGCACUACUUGGAAAGCAUCGAGGGGCCCCAGCUGCUCCUGCAGCUCUUCCGCGUCUUGCUGCGCAACACCCUCGAGGAGUUGAGCGAUGAGAUGGCCGAAGCCGGCAACCCAACCUACCUCAGAGUGCUUCGCGACCGUGUGGUGUCUACCUCUCUGCAAGCCUUUCGCUGGAAGAGCAAGGAAGAUCAGGAGGAGGUGGACGUGCAGGCCACCUUGGAAGAGCUGACGGAAUUCCCGGAGGAGGAGGACUUGCAGAGCAUCCUUGCAGCCAUGGAGGUCCUGGAAUCGUCCACCAGACUGGCCUUCUCGAUCAGGGCCAAACUGGGGGACCACGCGGAUGGGUUGCUCGAAGAUCUCCUUAGCGAGGGCGAGGCCGACGUGACUCAGCCGGACCAGCGCAUGGCCAUCGAGAACCUCUUCGAGCAAAGCCGCUGGCUGGAGUCGCAGCUUGAUGGACCCCGGUCGCGGGCGCAGCUGGCACGGGCGCGGGUGCAGCGGCCAGGGCAGGAGCGGCUUCUGGGCAUCUUCGAAAGCCUGCCGCUGGCGAAGGAGUUUGUGCUUCAACUGCAACCCUGCGAGACGUCCAACACCCACCGCAUGCGUCGCAUGUACGCGGAGGUGCGGGAGAACCACAUGCGCUUGGCCUUGGUCAGGGAGCUGAGCUUCAGCUAGUCGGUCACCGUCGCACCGCACUGGAGCGAUGCCUUCGACCCGCCCCGGUGGCGCCACGCGGCACGGGGCGUCAGCAGUUCGACCCGGGGACGAGAGGACAGCGGAGUCGGACGUCGAAGCGGAGGACGGAGAAGGCGGAGGAAGCGGAGCGGAGGACCGGCGCCACGCGGAAGGAGAAAGGA
Durusdinium trenchii is the source of this 2818-nucleotide messenger RNA. Lineage: Eukaryota; Dinophyceae; Suessiales; Symbiodiniaceae. The record is from the annotation of a GenBank genome assembly.